Plectropomus leopardus (leopard coralgrouper) is the source of this 996-nucleotide messenger RNA. It is a transcript of the gene kcnk7, whose product is annotated as potassium channel, subfamily K, member 7. Gene Ontology annotation, molecular function: potassium ion leak channel activity; outward rectifier potassium channel activity. The record is from RefSeq and is a predicted model, not a curated record. Gene Ontology annotation, biological process: stabilization of membrane potential; potassium ion transmembrane transport. Gene Ontology annotation, cellular component: plasma membrane. Lineage: Eukaryota; Metazoa; Chordata; Actinopteri; Perciformes; Serranidae.
AUGUCCCGGCUCGUGUCCUGGCUGGGACAGUUCUGUCGGGUCCGUGCGUUCUCCUGCCUGCUCCUCUGCUACCUGCUGUUCGUCCUGCUGGGAGGUCUGGUGUUCACAGCCGUGGAGAGGCCUGUGGAGGAGGAGCUGAGAGCCGAGGUGGAGGAACUGCGUCGCUCCUUCCUGCAGGAGAACCCGUGUGUGGAGGAGAGCAGGCUGAGGGAGCUGCUGGGAAGAGCUCUGUCUGCUCACCACAGAGAUGUGGCCGUCCUUAAAGAGGACGCUGAGGACAGAGGCUACGACUUCACGUCCUCUCUCUACUUUGUUAUUGUCACACUGACCACCAUGGGCUCAGACUCUUACGCCCCCAAAUCGGACGAGGCCAAGCUCUUCUGUAUCUUCUACUGCACCCUGGGGAUCCCCCUCACCCUGCUCCUCCUCACCGUCCUCUCUAGCCUCCUCCUCCCUGUGGUCACCCACGCUCCCCUCCACCUCCUGCACUCUUACUGGGGUUUGUCCUACGCCCGGGCCGCCUCUGUCCACGCCGGCCUCCUCUCUGUGCUCGUCCUCUCCCUCCUCUUCGUCCUCCCCACCCUCCUGGUCUGCGUGCUGGAGCCCGACUGGAGCUUCCUGGAUGCUCUUUUCUUCUGUUUUGUCAUCCUGAGCACCGUCGGCCAGGGAGGGGACGCUCUGGGGAAAACUUGGGCCCCGACGACCAAGGAGACACUCCAACUCCUCACCACAGGUUACCUGCUGGUGGGCCUGGUGGUGAUCAUGACCCUCAAGGAUACUGUCCUGCAGGUUCCCCGGGUCUGUGCGGUGAUCAGGCUCCUCUCAGGUCCACACUAUGCAGAGCUGGAAGGAGUCCAUCUCAACAAACUGACAGUGAGUGAAGAACACUGUGAAGAGGAGCCUCAGUACUCUCAGUUCGUCUGCACCGUCUCCUCCACCCCGUUAGAGCUGAUGAGGCCCCGAUCCCCCAGAACCUCCACGCCUGAAACCACCUGA